Nothobranchius furzeri (turquoise killifish) is the source of this 2088-nucleotide messenger RNA. RefSeq names its product heterogeneous nuclear ribonucleoprotein H1. NCBI's taxonomy places the organism in Eukaryota, Metazoa, Chordata, Actinopteri, Cyprinodontiformes, Nothobranchiidae. Gene Ontology annotation, cellular component: ribonucleoprotein complex. The record is from RefSeq and is a predicted model, not a curated record. Gene Ontology annotation, molecular function: RNA binding.
UUUUUAAGUUCCCGAAAGGGGGAUGUCGUGAGUUUUCUGGCAACCCGCGAGGUUUCAGCAUAUCACGCAGGUCAGCCAUAGAAGCUCCGGCGUGUUGCAUCCACGAUUAAACAGGGACUGUGACUAGUCAUGGCUGAUGAGGGAUAUGUUGUGAGAAUCCGGGGUCUACCAUGGUCCUGUUCAGUAGAUGAAGUACAGAGGUUUUUCUCAGGUUGUGAAAUUCUUAACAAGGGCAAUGGAAUUCACUUCACCUACACAAGAGAGGGGCGUCCCAGCGGAGAAGCAUUUGUGGAACUGGAGACAGAAGAUGAUCUGAAAAUUGCUGUGAAGAAGGACAGAGAAACUAUGGGUCACCGAUAUGUGGAAGUGUUCAAAUCCAACAAUGUUGAGAUGGACUGGGUCAUGAAGCAUACUGGCCCGAACUGCCCAGAGACAGCAGGAGACGGGCUUGUACGGCUCCGGGGCCUUCCGUUUGGCUGCAGCAAGGAGGAGAUAGUGCAGUUUUUCUCAGGGUUGGAAAUCGUGCCAAAUGGGAUAACAUUGCCGGUGGACAUCCAGGGGAGGAGUACGGGGGAGGCCUUCGUGCAGUUUGCUUCACAGGAUAUAGCUGAAAAGGCUCUAAAGAAACACAAGGAAAGAAUAGGGCACAGGUACAUUGAAAUCUUCAAGAGUAGCCGCGCUGAGGUGCGGACCCAUUACGAGCCCCAGCGAAAGCCUAUGGGCAUGCAGCGACCCGGCCCCUAUGACAGGCCCUCCGGUGGUCGAGGUUAUAACAUGAUGGGGAGAGGAGGAUCUUAUGACAGAAUGCGCCGAGGGGGCUACGCAGGAGGCGUAUCAGAUGGGCGGUACAAUGAUGGCGGUUCAUCCUUCCAGAGUACAACAGGCCACUGUGUUCACAUGAGGGGCCUGCCCUACAGAUCUACAGAAACGGACAUCUACAAUUUCUUCUCUCCUUUGAAUCCUGUGCGGGUCCAUAUUGAGAUUGGUCCAGAUGGGCGGGUAACUGGAGAGGCGGAUGUAGAGUUUGCCACACAUGAAGAUGCUGUGGCAGCCAUGUCCAAAGACAAAGCCAACAUGCAGCACCGUUAUGUUGAGCUGUUCUUGAACUCGACAGCAGGUGGCAGUAAUGGAGCCUAUAGCAGCCAGAUGAUGGGGAAUCAGUCAUCCUACAGUAGUGGCCAGCUGGGCUCAGGGUACUCUGGAGGGUACAGCAGCCAAGGAAGUAUGGGGGGCUACAGUGACUACAGUAACCAGGGUGGAAUGGGAAGCACUUACUAUGGCAGUGGUGGAGGUGGUGGAAACAGAGGCUCAAUGAAUGGACUUGGUGGGGGGUGGGGAAUGUAGAUUUGUUUUUUUUUCAUCCUUUCCUUAUGUCUUUGUUUUUAACUCACCAUUUUUGUGAAAGGAAUGGAAAUGCCUCACCUUGCAAACACAAAAGAGGCAUGUGAGGUUGAUUUGAAUACUGAGGGUUUGUAUUUUUCUUUAAAUGAUUGUCAGAAGUGAAAUGAUCUGUUGUCAUAAAAAAUGUACCUACACUGUUCUGCCCCAUUCCUUACAGAUCUGGCUUUGCCCAAACUAUCUGUUAAGUAACUGCGUUACUCAGUUCUUUUUACAACACAGCUAAAGAGUUGUUUUACCUUGUUUUGAUGACUUCAACGUCAGCAAAACAAGGUAAAACAACUCUUUUAAUGUGUUGGAAAACACACAGAAUUAACGUACAAAAGACAUCCGUUAAGUAGUUUCAACCCUUGAGUGUGUAACUUUGCCUUGUUCCUGAAAACGGACUCAUCCUGUGCUGGUAAACAUUAAGUCGAAGUGCAUGAGCACGAAUAUUGCUUGGUAUCUUCUGAUGUUUCAGAACAGGAUUUUGGCCCCACCUUGUCUUUUUUUAGUUAGUGUUUAUCUGAUAGACUUCUCAUGUCUCUGAGGACAUCACGUUUGCUAGAGUUUUGACUGUUUUCAGAAUUGGUUUUUAAUGAGGGCUACAUCUGUGGAAAAUACGUUUUGCAACAAUGGAUGUUUUUACAGCUUCAAAUACUAUUUGUAUUAUCUGUGCACAAAGUGAAUAAACUAGUCUGGAAUAUCUAA